Molecule: messenger RNA, 807 nt
Organism: Paraglomus brasilianum
Lineage: Eukaryota; Fungi; Glomeromycota; Glomeromycetes; Paraglomerales; Paraglomeraceae
Source: the annotation of a GenBank genome assembly
AUGAACCAACACGGGCCGGCUCAACACCAACAGCGCACGUUUCAAGACGAGGCAAUGCUCUGGUAUAGGUCACUUCCGCCAGUGACAAAGUUCUUAUUCUCCUCUUUUGUGAUCGAAGUUUUAAUUGGGACAGUGCUUGUGGAUUUUCAAUAUUUGGCGUUCAUACCAGGCAAUGUGCUAAAGAUACGAUAUCCCGAAGCCUGGAGACUAUUUACAGCAUUCUUCUUCCAAAGCUUUGGAUUGAGUUUUGCUUUCCAGCUAUAUUUUCUAUAUAGAUAUUCCUUCGAUCUCGAAACGUCGAAAUUUGCAGGACGCCCCGCCGAUUAUGUGUUCUUCCUUCUGUUUGAGGCCGGAUUGAUGCUUAUAAUCGCUGGAUUCUUGAUACCAGCCGGAUUUGAUAGACUAUUUUUACUUAACGUCUCGCUGGUAAUGGCAAUUGUAUACACAUGGUCACAAUAUAACAGAGAUAUGACGGUCACAUUCUUCUUUGGCCUGAGAUUCAAGGCACUGUACUUCCCUGCCGUUCUUCUUUUAUAUGAAUUUCUGGUUCUCCAGGGUCAUGUACCCUGGGAUAUGGUCCUGGGUAUAGGAACUGGUCACGUUUACCAUUGGCUUAUGGAAGAAUAUCCCGCAACUGGGGGUCGUCGAUGGCUAACCACUCCAAGUAUAUUGUACAGAUUCUUUCCGAGUACAAGUUCGUCAUAUAGUCGACCAUAUGGUGCUGCGUAUACGCGACCAAGCAGUCGAGAAACGAAUCAGAGCGGUCGAGAACAUAAUUGGAGUGGGAGAGGUUAUAGGUUGGGGUAG